Molecule: messenger RNA, 406 nt
Organism: Caenorhabditis sp. 36 PRJEB53466
Lineage: Eukaryota; Metazoa; Nematoda; Chromadorea; Rhabditida; Rhabditidae
Source: the annotation of a GenBank genome assembly
AUGGCCAUCGUAUUUCUUCUUCUCAUCCUGUGCGCUAAUAUGGUCCAAGCCGGCACGUGGCUUUCGUUCAGUGAGAUUUAUUCAACAUUGGGUAAUGACGUGAUUUUCCCAUGGGUUUCAGACGACUUCAAAGAAGACGGAAUGGGAGAGCCGUCUCGACGGCUUGGUGAUGUAGUUUCGCUCUGCAAAGAAACAGUAAGUUUAAGAGAGGUGUCACGUGAACAUUUUUAUUAUAUGAGUUAACGUGCUUUAGCAAAAACGCCUCGCCAAAAGAGCAAUUCUGGGUGAACGAGUGAUUCGAGCUCAGCAAGAGAACGAGGCUAUCUGCCGACUUCUAAUGAAAAUGGUGAGCUGCUGAAAAUUUUUAUUGUUGUUUAUAGAAAAUAAAAAGUUUCAGGGUCGUUGA